Molecule: messenger RNA, 1367 nt
Organism: Trametes versicolor FP-101664 SS1
Lineage: Eukaryota; Fungi; Basidiomycota; Agaricomycetes; Polyporales; Polyporaceae
Product: actin binding protein
Exons: 7
Coding region: 59-1237 (392 amino acids)
Biological process (GO): Arp2/3 complex-mediated actin nucleation
Cellular component (GO): actin cortical patch; Arp2/3 protein complex
Molecular function (GO): actin filament binding
Source: RefSeq, a predicted model, not a curated record
GCGCCAUCUUCGACAUCGACCACGACGACCUCUUCGAUAACACUGCUCACACUCUGUCAUGGACCCCUCAGUUCCUCUGGUCGUCGACAACGGUACCGGCUUCGUCAAAGUGGGAUAUGCGGGGUCUAACUUCCCCGAGCAUGUCUUCCCUUCUAUCGUUGGCCGCCCUAUCCUGCGUGCGGAGGAGCGCGCUGGCGGGUCCGCGGUGAUCAAGGAUGUUAUGAUCGGCGACGAGGCCGCGGAGAACCGCAACUACCUGCAGGUCACUCAACCAAUGGAGCACGGCAUUGUGCGGAACUGGGAGGACAUGAAGCUGCUAUGGGACUACACCUUCGACGAGAAGCUGCGCGUCGCACCUCAGGGCCGAAAGGUCCUCCUCACCGAGCCGCCUAUGAACCCCAAGGUGAACCGGCAGCGCAUGUGUCAAGUCAUGUUCGAGGAAUACGGCUUUCAAGGCGUGUACGUUGCUAUCCAGGCCGUGCUCACCCUAUAUGCGCAAGGUCUCACCACGGGUGUCGUCGUCGACUCUGGAGACGGCGUGACCCAUAUUGUCCCGGUGUACGAUGGCUUUUCCCUCCCCCACCUGACGCGCCGACUCGACAUCGCGGGGCGAGACGUCACGCGCUAUCUGAUCAAGCUGCUGCUCAUGCGAGGAUACGCGUUCAACCGGACAGCAGACUUCGAGACCGUGCGGGAGAUCAAGGAGAAGUUGUGCUACGUGAGCUACGACCUUGACCAAGAUACGCGGCUAGCGGAGGAGACGACGGUGCUGGUCGAGAGCUACACCCUUCCCGACGGGAGAGUAAUCAAAAUCGGGUCGGAGAGGUUCGAGGCACCAGAAUGCAUGUUCCAGCCUCACCUCGUAGAUGUUGAGCAGCCUGGUGUAGCAGAAAUGCUCUUCCAAACCAUCCAAGCCGCUGCCGUCGACGUACGGACGGAGCUCUACAAGCACGUCGUCCUCUCUGGUGGUUCGAGUAUGUACCCCGGCUUGCCAAGCAGGCUGGAGAAGGAGAUGAAGCAGCUCUACCUCACGCGGGUGCUCAACGGAGACCCCACACGACUCAACAAAUUCAAGAUCCGUAUCGAGGAUCCCCCGCGCCGGAAACACAUGGUCUUCCUCGGUGGUGCUGUGCUUGCGGACAUCAUGAAGAACCGCGAGGAGUUCUGGGUGUCGCGCGAAGAGUGGUUUGAGCAGGGUGUGCGCGCGCUGGACAAGCUCGGGCGCGGCGAGAACUAGACAGGAAUAUGCCGAGUCAUGCAGGGCAUGCGUGCAUGAAGACACCAAGCGGGUGCGGACAGUUAGGCAGUGUCACUUUGCUGUACAACGAUUUCAGAAGGAAGGAUAACAUGAUGCAUACCAACUCUGC